Messenger RNA from Entrophospora candida, 2100 nucleotides. The record is from the annotation of a GenBank genome assembly. Lineage: Eukaryota; Fungi; Glomeromycota; Glomeromycetes; Entrophosporales; Entrophosporaceae.
AUGGAAAAUUUGAAGAGAAAACUCAAUACCGAUGAUUUUCUUAAGCCAACCUCACCAAACAGGGAACGCACACCGAGAAAAUUUCAUCAAGACUUCCUUACAAACAGCAGUGUAAUAAAUGAUCAUCGAACUGGUUUGCAAGAUAUGAUGUCACGAGUUAAUCAACAAUUGGCAAUGCUUGGAUAUCCUUCAUUUCCAAAAAUUUCUGAAAAUGUUGAUGAAAAAUCUAUAAUAUCGAUUUUGGACUGUGUCGGUUCGUUAUUAAACCAGCAACAAAAAGAUAACGGAUAUCGUGAAGAAAUGCUUGAUCAAUAUAGAAGAUCACAAAGUGAUAAUGAAUUAUUAGCUACUAGCAUGAAAAAUUUAAAAGCAAAGCUUGAUUUGAGCGAACGUGAAGUUGAUUCAUUAAAAUCAAAUAUUCUAUGUUUGAAUGACUCUUUAAAUAAAGAGAUGGAAAAGAAUCGAUUGACUAAAGAAGAAUUAAAAAAAGUCCAACAACAUUACCAAUACAUCAAAACUCAAGCUGCUCAUCCAACUACUAGCAGUCCUAAUGAUGAAAAUCAAGAACCUAAUUUUGUUGUUGAAACACUUCGACUUGAAAAUGAAUCGUUAACAACUGAAUGUGAAAUAAAGAAUGAAAUUAUAAGACAAAAUCAAUUAGAAAUCGAUUCUUUAUCAUCAGAAAUCAGAAAGAAAAAUGAAUUUAUCCAACAAAUCCAACUGAAAUGUUCUGAUAUUGGAUCUAUCAUCUCUCAAGAUAAACAGAUGGAACAAAUGCAACUAGAUCACGAGUCGUUAAAUCUCCAAAUUAAGCAAAAGGAUGACAUUUUAAUGCAAAAAGAUUUAAAAAUUGAAUCUUUGAUUUCUGAAAAUAUGAAAAUGAAUGAUAUGAUAAAGCAGAAACAAUUGAAAAUCGAAGGAAUUGAAGAAUUGAUUAAUGACUGUACGCAAAAGGAUAAGAACUUGAUGCUAAAAAAUUCUGAGGUUGAACGGUUGAUGUUAGAAAAUAAACAGAAUACCGAGUUGAUAAGCCAGGAACAAUCAAAGAUCGAAGAAUUGAUUAAUGACUGUAGGCAAAAAGAUAAGGACUUAAUGCUAAAAAAAUCCGAAGUUGAAAGAUUGAUUCUGGAAAAUAGGCUGAAUACCGAGUUGAUAAAUCAGAAACAAUCAAAAAUUGAAGAAUUGAUUAAUAACUGUAGACAAAAAGAUAAGAAUUUUACGCUAAAAAAAUCCGAAGUUGAACUAUUGAUGUCGGAAAGUAAACAAAAUACCGAGCUGAUAAAGCAGAAACAAUCAAAAAUUGAAGGAUUGAUUAAUGACUGUAGACAAAAAGAUAAGAGUUUGAUGCUAAAAAAAUCCGAAGUUGAAAGAUUGAUGCUGGAAAGCAAACGAAAUACCGAACUGAUUAAUCAGCAUAAAUCAAAAAUUGAAGAAUUGGUUAAUGACUGCAGACAAAAAGAUAAGAGUUUGAUGCUAAAAAAAUCCGAAGUUGAAAGACUGAUGUUGGAAAGUAAACGAAAUACCGAGCUGAUAAAUCAGCAUAAAUUGAAAAUCGAAGAAUUGAUUGAUGACUGUAGACAAAAAGACAAGAAUUUGAUGCUAAAAAACUCUGAAGUUGAAAGAUUGAUGUUGGAAAAUAAACGAUAUAUCGAGCUGAUAAAACAGAAACAAUCAAAAAUUGAAGAAUUGGUUAAUGACUGUACACAAAAAGAUAAGAACUUGAUGCUAAAAAAUUCCGAAGUUGAACGAUUGAUGUCGGAAAGUAAACAAAAUACCGAGCUGAUAAAUCAGCAUAAAUCAAAAAUUGAAGAAUUGGUUAAUGACUGCAGACAAAAAGAUAAGGACUUGAUGCUAAAAAAUUCCGAAGCUGAGCGAUUGAUGUUGGAAAAUAAACAAAAUACCGAGCUAAUAAAUCAACAUAAAACAAAAAUUGAAAAAUUGGUUAAUGACUGUAGACAAAAAGACAAGAGUUUGAUGCUAAAAAAUUCCGAAGCUGAACGAUUGAUGCUGGAAAGUAAACGAAAUACCGAGCUGAUAAAUCAGCAUAAAUCAAAAAUUGAAGAAUUGGUUAAUGAGUUAGCAAACAAUUAUAUUCUAUAA